AUGAGUAUUACUUUGGAAAAUCUUUUCCAUAAACAAUUGGAAACUGUGUCACGUAUUGAGCUUUUCUUAAAUAUAUACAAAUGUAAAGAGUUUGUGUUAAGCGACCUUAAAGAGAUGCAAACUGACGUUCAUGAAGCUGCCGAGAAGUUGCAGCGUACCAAGGAAUAUUUGGAAACCGAUCGGAAAUACAUGUCCUCUCAGUUUAUAGAAAUAAUGCGUAAAAUGCGCCGCAAUGAGAUGCUAAUGCUCCAUUUGUUAGAAGUUGGUCCACAUGCGCAGCAACCUUCCACCACAAAUCCCGCACAACAAUCAUCCAUGGUCAAACAAAUACCGUUGAAAGAGAUACAAAAUCCUUCCGAGAGUACCUCCAAGAUGCAUCUGUCCGAUUACUCAAAAUCUCCCUUUACAUUGCGUUCAAAGGUUAAGUGUAUGAACUUUUUUGAUUUUGACGCUAUUAUCACAGAAGAACAAUUCGAAACAAUUCCCAAAUAUCUGAAAGGUCGUAUGCAGUUGGUAGAAUUGAAUCAGUUUCUUGAAAAAGAGGUUAUAAAAUGCUUCGAAGAAAAAUAUACUCUAAUGUAUAAACAACGUAAGGUCAUUUCAAACCAGCAUGAUCUAGCUGUUUGGAAAGAGUACAACCAUUUGCAGGCGAAUUUUCCUGAACACAAUUUUAUUACACAAGAGGACUUGUCUCGGAAAAUGGGUAAAAUGUUAGACAAAAAGAGUUACACAAAAAUACAUAUGCUUCGUCAUUUACACAUCCUUCAGGAAGUGCGUAUCGAAGGAACCGUGUAUUUCCUUUGGAUUUACAACAAAUAG
Messenger RNA from Anopheles nili, 819 nucleotides. RefSeq names its product spindle and kinetochore-associated protein 1-like. Gene Ontology annotation, biological process: regulation of microtubule polymerization or depolymerization; cell division; chromosome segregation. Gene Ontology annotation, molecular function: microtubule binding. Gene Ontology annotation, cellular component: outer kinetochore; mitotic spindle; spindle microtubule. Lineage: Eukaryota; Metazoa; Arthropoda; Insecta; Diptera; Culicidae. The transcript has 3 exons. The record is from RefSeq and is a predicted model, not a curated record. The coding region runs from base 1 to 819 and encodes 272 amino acids.